AUGUCCGCCAUCAUUAUCAUUAUCAGCACCAAUAAAAACAACAACAACAACUCUCAACGCACCGACGGCUGCAGCAACAGCAUCAGCAGCUACUUCAUCUUCAGCCCCAAUCGCAACAACAACAACAACAAUCCCCACCUUCAAUGCCCUGGCCAUGCCAACUAUAAUCAAAAUAUCAAUAAUAUCAACAAUAAUAAAAAUGAAGGACGCUCCUCUAGUGACCUUUUUAUUGAUAUUGAGGGUAUCGAUAGCGGUCCAUCUGCAUCAACAGCAGCUAACCUGCUGAUGAUCGCUACAUCGCGACAGGUAAUCCACUCAUCUACCCCACCUGAUUCAGCCAUUGCUCCUCCACCUUUAUCUCCAGCAGUCGCAACAGCAGCGGCAUCAUCAAUAACAACAACAACAUCAGAACCCCUACCUCUCCCAUCACAUGCAGCCGCAUUGGCUAAGAAUAAUGAUGUUCCACUAGCACAGAUCACAAUUACUAGCAGUGGAACUAGCAGCAGCACCGCCAGCAUCAACAACGGUGAUUACAACAAUACUAAUUUGCCCACUCCUGACGAAAACUCAGCAAAUAAUCAUGCCACUGCGAGCGGUCUACUCCAUAAGCAACUACACACCACCAAUAAAAACAACAACAACAACUCUCAACGCACCGACGGCUGCAGCAACAGCAUCAGCAGCUACUUCAUCUUCAGCCCCAAUCGCAACAACAACAACAACAAUCCCCACCUUCAAUGCCGUCAAUAA
Messenger RNA from Drosophila montana, 750 nucleotides. Its product is annotated as GATA zinc finger domain-containing protein 8-like. The record is from RefSeq and is a predicted model, not a curated record. The coding region runs from base 1 to 750 and encodes 249 amino acids. The transcript is spliced from 3 exons. NCBI's taxonomy places the organism in Eukaryota, Metazoa, Arthropoda, Insecta, Diptera, Drosophilidae.